This is a messenger RNA of Xenia sp. Carnegie-2017, 3267 nucleotides long. Its product is annotated as zinc finger protein 595-like. The record is from RefSeq and is a predicted model, not a curated record. Bases 226 to 3099 code for a protein of 957 amino acids. NCBI's taxonomy places the organism in Eukaryota, Metazoa, Cnidaria, Anthozoa, Malacalcyonacea, Xeniidae. The transcript is spliced from 4 exons.
UACAUUGUGUUGUAGUGCUGUUUUUAAAUAUAAACUCACUACCUUUCAAUGACAUUUAUUUCAAUGGAAAUGUUACUAUGAAACUAGCUUACCUCGAAGCUGCCUAUUGCUGCCGUACUCCAACAUCUACCCAUCUUUAUUUAAAGAAAGGAAGUGGCAUAGGAAUAUCAACAGGAGGAAUUAUUGUCCAUUGAGUGAGUGGAACUGUACGCUUCGAGCAACGAAAUGGUUGACCCGUGGGAUAUUCUGCGAGAGUUAGAAAUUCCUUUGAUUGAGUCGGAAAACAAUGUGAAUGAAGAAGUCGUAGUUGUUUCAGAAAAACCCACUUGUGAUAUCUGUGGAAAAUGCUUUUCAACCAAGGGUAGCUUAAUGCGACAUAAAAUAACUCACACUGGAGAGAAACCUUAUGAAUGUGAUACCUGUCAUAAACGGUAUACUCAAGCAAGUACCUUAGCUAGUCAUAAAAAAGCGACGCAUUUGAAGGAGCUUCCUUAUGAAUGUAUUGUUUGCCAAAAAAAAUUUGCUAAAGCGAGAACCUUACUUGUUCACACACGAAUACACACGGGAGAGAAACCUUAUAGUUGUGACAUUUGCAGUCGAUGUUUCUCACAGCAAAACGGUUUGAAGAAACACAUGAAGACGCACGAAAAUAGAUCCGACAAAGUUUACGUGUGUUGCUUUUGUAAUGAAAGCUUUACAAAUUUUGGUGUCUACACAACGCAUAAGAAGGAACACGAGGCGUCUGGUUUUCGUAUCAAAUGUGAUAUUUGUGAGAAAACAUUUGACAAACUUCGUUCUUUAGCUGUACACAAGCGAUUGCACACAGGCGAGAAACUUUAUGAAUGCGAUAUAUGCCAUAGGCGUUUUACCCUUAACACUAUACUGACGAAACAUAGAAUGACUCAUACAGGGGAGAAACCCUACGAAUGUGACAUAUGUCACCAAAGGUUUCGACAAUCAAGUACAAUGAACAGACACAGAAAAAGACAUACCAACCAGAAACCUCACAAAUGCGACGUUUGUGGUCAGCAGUUUCUCCAGUCCAUCACACUAAAACGGCACAAAAAUAUGCAUGCUGGUGUAAGAUUUGAUUGUGAUAUUUGCAAGCGGCAGUUUGCUCGGUCAGACUAUUUGGCCAAUCACAAGAAGACAUGCACGGGUGAACAGACGCAACCCAAAGCACAACCAAAAAAGCAAAGUGGAAAUAUAAAGAAAAAGUCUAGCAAUCUGCCAUGUGGUGAUUGUGAUACACGAUUUGCGAAUGUUAGUCAACUAAAAAAACAUAAAGAAACUUGCUCUAAGUCUAUAGAAUGUGGUGAUAGUGUUCACAAAGAGGAAAGUUUGCAAGCAUUGUCGAUACGGAGGAGCGAAAGAGUGAAAGAACAGGCUCUAAAAUGCAUCGUAUGCAGGAAAUCAUUUUUCAAUACAAGCGAACUUGAAAAGCAUCAGAGCUUAUGUUCUCGUGAAAUGUCAGAAGAACUUAAAAUAAACUCAGAAAAGGAAGAAUCAAUCAAAAGUAAUGAAUUGUCCACAGCCGAAUUGAAUCGCGAGGGAAAUUUGUCAAAUACGAGCUCAGAUAAAGCACGCGGAAAUUCAUUAGCUUGUCAGGUGUGUAAUAAACGGUUUUUGAGCGAAACUAAUCUUCAAAGACAUACCAGUGUAUGUUGUCCGAAUACUUUGUCAGCAAAAACUAAUGAAAUUAGAUCAAGAAACAUCCAAUCAAAGAAAAAACCUAGAUUCACUAGCAUUAUUGAAAAAACGAAAAUAAAACGCCUUUCCAAAGAACAGAGUACAACUGAACGAGGUGUCUCGUAUAAUGCUUUAACAGCUGCAGAUGUGCGUACAAUUCCGAGAAACCUGUUCAGUAAGAAAACUGUUAGACGACCAAAAGCCAACUUGGAGUGUGAAAUUUGUGGGAAAAAGUUUUCAAAUAAGAUCGUUUUAACACGGCAUAAAAAGAAGCACGAAAAAGGGCGAGUAAAAGAUCCAACAGUGUCGAAAAGCAAAUUUUUGGAAUCUUUUGGUUUAGCGAGGCGAGCAGAAGCACACGUACCUGAAGUGGGAGCUUUGAGUAGAGGCCUUAGGGAACAAAGUGGGGUAGAAAAAGAGAUGGAAAAAAGUAGCCCUAAAUUGGAUACAGUUGGAGUUGGUGACUCGACCCAAGGUUCCAAUGGUGAUGAUAUUGAUAACGAAUUCUCUGUUGACGACUGCGAAAAUGAAGAGAAUUUUGAUAACAACAGUAAAUCAAAUGGUAAUUCAUUUGCCGCUCUCAAUCAUAUGAUCAGGAACAAUAAUAUUUGUACAGAGGAUGCAGUUUUGACAAAUGAAGUUAUUCCGAUAAGUUCUACCCCACAGUCAACGGAAAGAGUUUCAAGAAAGCUGAAAGUCGCUUCAAGAAACGUAGAAAAAUUGAAAGUUGCUCUCAAAGGUAUGAAUAAGUAUAAAUGUGACUUCUGCACUAAGUCUUAUCGUCUUCGACGCCUGCUUGUUGCCCACAAGAGAGUCCAUAAAGGUGAAAAGCGCUUCGAGUGUGGCAUUUGCCACAAGAAAUUUAGCCACAACUACAUUUACUCCAAACAUAUGAGACGUCACGAAAAUCCAAAGCCGCAUACGUGUGAGUUUUGUAAUAAAGCUUUUGCACAUAAAAGUGCUUUGGAAAGGCAUAAAUAUACGCAUAUUUAUGGUAAUCAGUUCAAAUGUGAUAUCUGUGGAAAGGCGUACUCCUCUUCCAGUUAUCUCAAACUGCAUCAAAAAGUACAUACAAAUGAAGGAAAGCCAUUCAAAUGCGACAUUUGUGAAAAACGAUUUUUAUCAAAGAAUACUUUAUUAAAACAUAGACUACAACAUACAGGAGAACGACCGUUUGAAUGUGAAUUUUGCAAGAAGACUUUUGUUCAAUCCUCCAACUUGCAUAAACAUCGAAGACUCCAUACUGGCGACAAACCUCAUCAGUGUGACGUGUGUCAAAUGAGAUUUUACGACACAACAGGUUUGAAGCGCCACAAAAGUACCCACGUGGAUAGCGCUACCGGGAGAAACCACCGAGGAAGUAUGAAUGUGAUGUAUGUAAACGAAGAUUUGUCGCUUCGAAUGAUUUGAAUCGUCAUAAGCGAAUACAUACGGGGGAAAGACCUUACCAAUGUGAUAUUUGCCAAAAAUCCUUUCGUCAGUCGAGCGUCUUAAUCUGUCACAAACGAACACACACAGGCGAGAAGCCUUUCGCUUGCGAUGUUUGUGGGAAAAGAUUUGGAAAAGGUGUGAAUUUAA